Syngnathus acus (greater pipefish) is the source of this 2769-nucleotide messenger RNA. It is a transcript of the gene prickle3, whose product is annotated as prickle homolog 3. The record is from RefSeq and is a predicted model, not a curated record. The transcript is spliced from 11 exons. The coding region runs from base 189 to 2510 and encodes 773 amino acids. Gene Ontology annotation, molecular function: zinc ion binding. NCBI's taxonomy places the organism in Eukaryota, Metazoa, Chordata, Actinopteri, Syngnathiformes, Syngnathidae.
CUUCUGAGACACCGGAGCUUAUUAGUUGCCGAAGUAGUUCGCUUGGAGGCGUUCUGUGUCUUCGAGGUAGUUUGGUGGCAACAUCAUGUAGUUUAUCACACAAACUAAAAAUUGAGGCGAUCGUGUUUAACCUUUGUCUUCGUUUAGCUGGAUUUUCGACUGUGAUUUUUUAAACACAUACCUUUGUCAUGUUUCUACGCGGGUCAAAACAGCGACGAUCCAACUACUCGCAGGAGGAAGAGGAUCCAGACAGAGGGCAACCCUGCAUGCGCUGUGGAGACCAGUGCCCCGGCUUCCGCGUCCACGGAUGGAGGAAGAUCUGCGUGCACUGCAAGUGCGUGCGAGAGGAGCACGUCGUCCGCUCAAUGCCGGGCCAGCUGGAGAAGAUGAUGACAAAGCUGGUGUCAGACUUCCAGAGGCACUCCAUCUCAGACGACGACUCGGGCUGCGCCUCUGAGGAAUACGCCUGGGUUCCGCCUGGCCUCAAGCCUGAGCAGGUUUACCAGUAUUUUAGCAGCUUACCAGAGGACAGAGUGCCCUUUGUGAACAGUGUGGGAGAACGACACCGAAUCAAACAGUUGCUGCACCAACUUCCUGCUCAUGACAGUGAGCCGCACUACUGCAGCUCACUAAGCGAGGAGGAGAAGAAGGAGUUGCGUUUGUUCAGCCAGCAGAGGAAACGAGACAACGUGGGCCGAGGCGUUGUCGGACUCUUCCCCGUCACCAUGACUGGAGCCGUCUGCAAGCAGUGUGACAGAAAGAUCAAUGGCGGCGAUAUUGCCGUGUUCGCCAGUCGGGCGGGAAAGGGCACUUGUUGGCACCCUCGGUGUUUUCAGUGCGCCUGCUGCAACGAGCUGCUGGUCGACCUCAUCUACUUCUACCACGACGAACGCAUCUACUGCGGCCGCCAUCACGCUGAGAGGCUCAAACCUCGAUGUCAAGCCUGUGAUGAGAUCAUUUUUGCAGACGAAUGCACAGAGGCGGAAGGAAGGUUCUGGCACAUGAAGCACUUCAGCUGUUUUGAGUGCGAGGCAGCACUGGGCGGUCAGCGUUACAUCAUGCGAGAGUGCCGGCCAUACUGCUCCUCCUGCUAUGAGUCCCUCUAUGCAGAGUACUGUGACACCUGCGGAGAACAAAUAGGCAUCGGCCAGAGCCAGAUGACAUACGAGGGUCAACGCUGGCACGCGGUGGAGUUUUGUUUCUGUUGCGCCCGUUGCCGCCUACCUCUGCUGGGUCGCCCCUUCCUGCCCCGACGGGGGCUCAUCUUCUGUUCCAGGGCCUGUUCGCUCGGAGAGGACCCCGAUAACUCGGACUCUUGCGACUCGGCCCUCCAGAGCCGACCUCCGCAGCACAGAAACUGUGGGCCGGCCCGGCGGCACCAGCAACUGCACUGCGGCUCUCCAUUACAACCAAUAGAGGGCGUCAACCCCUGCAUGAGUCGUGUCAAUUGCUCGACUCCAGUUGAAAAUGGAGUUCCUUCUGCUGGUGGCUUUUGCCAUCCAAGAGGUUCCUAUUCCCCUCUUCCCCACAUCCAUCAAGGGAAUGGCCUCGGGCCCUCGUGGCCCCACAACCUUCCACAUUACACUCUGCUGUCGGAUGACGGCGGGAUGAAACCACCUGCUGAUGGCCUUUUAAAUGGACAUUCUGGACAUCCUCCCACAACUUUGUGUUCAAGAGGAACCUCGACCGGCCAAGACUGCAGGAACUGGGUGGAAAAGACCAAUCAAGUCAUGAAAGACUCUGUCCAGACAAUUACGACAUCACACUCCGACACGUCUCCCGAACCACCUCCGCUUCCUGUCAAGUACCGAGACAUCUUACUGCAGGAUUCAUCCCCUUCAAACGCCCCCCAGCCAGAAGACAGAUCCCCCAACUCGCCACCCCCGCUGUCUCGAAGUGGGACGGCGAGGGUCAGUUUCAGAGAACCAAUCAGCAGCAGCUACUCGGUCGAGGAGGAAGAGGAGCACGAAGAAGAGUUGCAAACAAAUGACGACAGCUGUCAGGAGGAAGAAGAGGUGGAAGGAGGCUUCAGAAGCAAGAUGCCUCUGCACCAAGGAAUCCCACCACAGAUGGAUUCUCUGGACGGGUCCCCUUACCAGCAACGCAGUCUGCGGCGGGGUUGGAGUCGUCGGCGCGUUUCAUCCGACCACCCCUGCGUGUCCACGAGCUCAGCCGGUCACUCGCGGGUCGAACGCCCUCAACUGGACACUGCGGAGGGUCGAGGGGGGAGAGGAAGCGAAGCCUCUUCGCUGGUCCUGCGGUCCAUCCGGCGCAGGCACGAAGAUUCGUGUUCCACGUGCUCGUCUUCAUCAGACUCUGAGCAGGAGGGCUUCUUCCUGGGGCAGCCCAUUCCUCUGCCGCCACAGCUGCGAAAAACUCAAGGUGAAAAAGACGAGGAGAAAAGAGAAGAAGAAGAGCCGCCUCGAUGGGGACUGAGGGACAGUUUCAGGCGCAGACGUGCUCACAGUCUCGGUGCUAAAGACAAAGAUAAAAAUUGCUCAGUAUCUUGACCCAAACAUCAAAAUGCACGACCUCCUCGCACUUCUGAGGUUCAGCGUUCGAAUCUGCGUGGAGUUUGAAUGUUAGCCUGACUACUCCAAAAAAAAAAAAAAAAGCCAUGCAAGCAGUCUUCAGAAAAGGCAUCUACAGCUUUUUUGGGGGGGGAAAUCUGUUUCUCUGAUUUUACUAUGAAAGGUAUACUGUAUGUUUGUGUAAAAUACGCAUUUUUGCAUUAAAUUACUGACAUAAACGGCCAAUUCCACACGCAAA